AUGGCUCGCAGCGUGGCGGCCCUCCUGCUCCUGUGCAGUGGAGCCGCAGCUGCCGCCUCCCUCAGGGGCGGCGGCCUGCUGGACGCCGCUAUCAUGAGCCGCGGCCUGCUGGGCGCACCGACAGGCAUAUGGUCAGAGUUCAUGGACUCAGAGCCAGGUAUUCCUUCUGGCAGGUCGCCCGGCAGUGGCCUUGCGCCUUUGCCCAACCCAAUGUUGGCAAAUCCCUUUAUGGGGGGACUCGCUGCAGGCCCCAGCGGCGCCAUGCCGCCCAUGUUUGGCGGGAUGAUGGGACCCGUGCCUGUUGGCGAGAAUCCCAUGGCCUCGACGCAGGCGCAGCAGGCGGCCAUGUACCAGGCAAUGAUGGCGCAGCAGCAGGCCGUAAUGGGCGCGCAGCAGCAGCCACAGCAGCAGCAGAGCCAGCCGCAGCCGCAGCAGCAGCAGCAGCAGCAGCAGCAGCAGCAGCAGCAGCAGCAGCAGCAGCAGCAGCAGCAGCAGCAGCAGCAGCAGCAGCAGCAGCAGCAGCAGCAGCAGCAGCAACAACCGCAGGCGCCGCCGAAACGGGCGCCCGCUAGCCCCUCCGCCUCAGAGCAGCAGCGGCAGCAGCAGCAGCAGCAACAGCAGCAGCAGCAGAACCAGUAA
Monoraphidium neglectum is the source of this 639-nucleotide messenger RNA. RefSeq lists its product as hypothetical. The transcript is spliced from 3 exons. Bases 1 to 639 code for a protein of 212 amino acids. The record is from RefSeq and is a predicted model, not a curated record. Lineage: Eukaryota; Viridiplantae; Chlorophyta; Chlorophyceae; Sphaeropleales; Selenastraceae.